UUGUGUGUUUGUUUGUUUCAUGGGACUUGGAGGGCUAUACCCAGAGAGGAUCAGGGCUUACUCCUAUAUCUGCGCUCAGGAAUUGUUCCUGCCUGUCACUUGGGGGCCAUGUGGGAUGCUGAGGCUUGAUUGGGGUCAGCAAGGCAAGCAUACUACUGCUUUACUGUCUGUCAGACCCCAACAUUGGUGUCUUUUCCAGACCAGGAAUUUCUGCUCUCUCACCUGAAGUAGGAAACCACCCCCAACUCUUUCAUCUUUCCCUGACUGCGAAGACUUCUAUUGUCUAUUGGGUCUUUGCACUGAGCUUGCUGCUAAUCCCUGGGAAAAACAAAGGCAGAAGAUGGUGAUGCAUCCUCUGAUACACCGUCCCCAGGAUGUGGUGACCUUUACUGAUGUGGCCGUCACCUUCACCCCAGAGGAGUGGACGUGCCUGGCCACAUAUCAGAGAAAACUCUACAGGGACGUGAUGCUGGAGACCUACGAACAUCUGCGGGCCAUUGGGCAUUCUGGAUUGAAGCCUGCAGUGAUCUCCUGGCUGGAAGGAGGAGCCCUGAGGCCAGGGAGGAGAGGUGUGUGUGCAGAACUGAACCCACAGCUUCAGGAUUUGGCAUUGCAGCAAUUUGUUUUGGGAAUGGGAUCACCGGAUAUGAGUGAGUUGGGAAGCAGCCAGCCCCGGUGGAAUAUCUCUGAUCCUGCGCAGUGUCACAAAGUCUCGAGUGAGCAGUCGUGCCCUCAGCCCCAUGGGGAUGCUGAGACAGGCAGGAUGUCUUGUGAGGGUGAUCAGAGUGGAGAGAGCAACCUCACUCCGAAGAAGCCUUCCCCUGGGAAAAGCUACUCUGAGAGUGUUGCACUCAGUCCACGGACACAAGCCCCUCUGGGGGGGCAGCCCCUGGUCAGUGAGACAGGAGCACUGUUUGUAGCGAGUCCCCCAUGCCAACAGGCCCACAGACAAAGUCACCAUGAACAGAACCCAUCUAAGUGUAAGGAGUGUGGGGGAGCCUCCCCUUGUUCUUGGCAUCAUGGUGAUACCCACAGAUAUGAAGAUCCCCAGGAAUAUUACGAAUUUCUAUCCCCUCAGAUCAAGUAG
Sorex fumeus (smoky shrew) is the source of this 1087-nucleotide messenger RNA. Its product is annotated as zinc finger protein 26-like. The record is from RefSeq and is a predicted model, not a curated record. Gene Ontology annotation, biological process: regulation of DNA-templated transcription. The transcript has 7 exons. NCBI's taxonomy places the organism in Eukaryota, Metazoa, Chordata, Mammalia, Eulipotyphla, Soricidae. The coding region runs from base 341 to 1087 and encodes 248 amino acids.